Glycine soja is the source of this 2052-nucleotide messenger RNA. Its product is annotated as serine/threonine-protein kinase PBL27-like. The transcript has 5 exons. The record is from RefSeq and is a predicted model, not a curated record. Lineage: Eukaryota; Viridiplantae; Streptophyta; Magnoliopsida; Fabales; Fabaceae. The coding region runs from base 327 to 1871 and encodes 514 amino acids. Gene Ontology annotation, molecular function: protein kinase activity; ATP binding. Gene Ontology annotation, biological process: protein phosphorylation.
AUUUAUUAUUUAUUAUUCUUCCUUUACCUUGUGUUUGUGUUUCACCACACACCAGUUUCCUCGAUUGGUUGAUCUGCUUUCUGGGGCAUGUUGGUGUCGAUGAGGAUCAUGUUCAGAAGCAUCCACAGUGAGUUGUAGAAGCCGAAAGGGAAGAGCUUGAUGGUGAUUUCUGAGAUGGGUCUUCUGUGGGUGUGGGUGUGGGUGUGAGUGUGAGUGUGACUGUGUUGGCAGGCUUUUUUCUGAAGGGGGUUUGCAUUUGUUGUCAUGAGAGGCAUUAUUCGUUGGUGGGUUUUGUGAGGGGUGGCUUUGAUUUGCUUGGAUUUGAUAUGGGUGGGUGUUUUCCUUGUUUUGGAUCAUCCAACAAGGAGGGCAGUGGUGGGGUGAGGGUCAAGGAGGUGCCCAACAGAGAUUCUUCUUUUAAGGAAGCUGCUGCUUCUGUUGUUCCUCAGUCUCACCACCCCAGCAGGGUUAAUUCAGAUAAAUCAAAAUCACGAAGUGGCGCAGAUACUAAGAAGGAAACACCAGUUCCAAAGGAUGGCCCAACGGCCCAUAUUGCUGCACAAACAUUUACGUUCCGAGAACUUGCAGCUGCUACAAAGAAUUUUAGGCCAGAAUGUUUAUUAGGCGAAGGAGGUUUCGGGCGUGUUUACAAAGGUCGCCUUGAGACCACAGGACAAGUGGUUGCUGUAAAACAGCUUGACCGAAAUGGUCUUCAAGGAAAUCGAGAGUUUUUGGUGGAAGUUCUUAUGCUCAGUCUCUUGCAUCAUCCAAAUCUUGUGAACUUAAUUGGCUAUUGUGCUGAUGGUGAUCAGCGGCUGCUUGUUUAUGAAUUUAUGCCAUUGGGAUCUUUGGAGGAUCAUUUACACGAUCUUCCUCCUGACAAGGAGCCUCUGGACUGGAACACUAGGAUGAAAAUAGCAGCUGGAGCUGCAAAGGGAUUGGAAUAUUUGCAUGACAAGGCAAAUCCGCCAGUGAUAUAUAGAGACUUAAAAUCAUCCAACAUCCUCCUUGAUGAGGGUUAUCAUCCCAAGUUAUCAGAUUUUGGGCUGGCAAAACUUGGUCCAGUCGGCGACAAGACUCAUGUAUCCACACGAGUAAUGGGAACAUAUGGUUAUUGUGCCCCAGAAUAUGCUAUGACUGGUCAACUAACUCUGAAAUCUGAUGUCUAUAGUUUUGGUGUUGUCUUCCUUGAACUCAUUACUGGGCGCAAGGCUAUUGAUAACACCCGUGCACAUGGAGAGCAUAAUCUUGUUGCAUGGGCACGGCCGCUUUUCAAAGACCGUAGGAAGUUCCCCAAAAUGGCUGACCCUCUACUUCAAGGCCGUUACCCGAUGCGAGGACUAUACCAAGCACUUGCAGUUGCUGCAAUGUGUCUGCAGGAACAAGCUGCUACAAGGCCUCUUAUUGGGGAUGUGGUGACUGCUCUCACAUAUCUGGCUUCACAGACAUAUGAUCCAAAUGCAGCCAAUCAAUCCAACAGGGUUGGUCCAUCAACCCCUAGGAGCAGGGAUGACAGAAGGAGCAUGGCAGACAGUGUGGACAGCCCCGACCAUGGCCGGCUCGGCUCCCCUUCCACCCACAGAAAUUCACCCGACUUCAGGAAGAGAGACAGCAGGGAUCCAAGCACCGCGACCGAGUUAGGCAGGAUUGACACCGGUGGGGGGUCAGGGAGAAAAUGGGGAUUGGAUGAUUACGAAAGGCAGGAUUCUCAGAGAGACAGCCCUGUAAAUACUGCAAGAGCCAGAGAGACUCCGUGGAACCGCGACCUGGACAGAGAGCGUGCGGUUGCAGAAGCGAAAGUGUGGGGCGAGAACUGGAGAGAGAAGAAGAAGGCAAACGCUGUGGGUAGCUUCGAUGCUACGAAUGACUAAACAGACACGGGGAACACCAAACCAACUUACUAUUCAUGUAUGAUCGAGUCAGAGGAGAGAAUGUGUUGGUUUUCAUGUCUAUGCGCGUCUUGAAUCCAACUAUGACUGUUCUCCCACGUCAUUCUGGUAGUUUGUUAGUCAUCAUCAUGUGAAGGAAAACAAUACACAUUUGAAAAAAAAA